Pollicipes pollicipes is the source of this 2884-nucleotide messenger RNA. Its product is annotated as sodium- and chloride-dependent glycine transporter 1. The record is from RefSeq and is a predicted model, not a curated record. NCBI's taxonomy places the organism in Eukaryota, Metazoa, Arthropoda, Thecostraca, Pollicipedomorpha, Pollicipedidae. Gene Ontology annotation, molecular function: glycine:sodium symporter activity. The coding region runs from base 33 to 2039 and encodes 668 amino acids. The transcript has 16 exons. Gene Ontology annotation, biological process: sodium ion transmembrane transport; nitrogen compound transport; amino acid transport. Gene Ontology annotation, cellular component: plasma membrane.
GGUCCGGUCGAGUCCGGCUCUGGUAAACGGAGAUGGGGACGUCAGACGCGCCAGCUGCCGAGGAUCCUCCCGGCAGGAGUGAGGACGGCGCGUGCAGCGUGCAGGCCAUGGCGUUCAUCAGUGAGGAAAAUUCGGCUCCACUUGCGACCGAUCUGUCUGCUUGUUCGGGGAAGUCUGAACCGAGCGCCAGUGGUGCUGAGCGUGGCAGCUGGGGAUCCCAGCUGGAGUUCCUGCUCUCCUGCCUAUCCUAUGCUGUCGGACUGGGAAAUAUCUGGAGGUUUCCCUACCUGUGCUACCAGAAUGGCGGAGGAGCGUUUCUGAUUCCGUACGUGCUGAUGCUGUUCUGCACGGGCGUGCCGCUGUUCUUCUUCGAGCUGACUCUGGGUCAGUUCAGCAGCCGCGGGCCGAUCGCCGUGUGGAGCAUCUGCCCUUUGUUCCAAGGCAUUGGUUACGCCAUGUUCUUCAUCUCGCUCUUUAUCGGUAUCUACUACAACAUGAUCCUGGCGUGGACGCUGUUCUACUUGUACUCCAGCUUCACGGACAGCCUUCCCUGGAACAGCUGCGACAACUGGUGGAACACCGACGCGUGUCGCCGCUUCGACGCGAGGAACUGCACGCUGGCCGGCGGCCUGCUGAACGGCACCGGAGGCUGCGUGCUGAAGAGCAAGGUGGAUGACGGCACCUGGGCCUCGCUGAGCGAGGCGGCCGGCAGUCUGAAGAUGCCCGCGGAUGAGUUCUUCCAUAACUACAUGCUGAACAUCACGGAGGGCAUACACACGCCGGGCGGCAUGCGGUGGCCGCUGGUCCUCUGCCUGCUGGUGGCCUGGACGCUCGUCUUCCUGGUCUUGCUGAAGGGCGUCAAGAGCUUCGGCAAGGCAGUGUACUUCACGGCCACGUUCCCGUACCUGAUCCUGCUGUGUCUGCUGGUGCGUGCCGCCACCCUGCCCGGCUACGUGGACGGCAUCUAUUUCUACCUGACGCCGCGCUGGGAGAAGUUGGCCAGCGCUAAGGUGUGGGCAGACGCGGCCAUCCAGAUAUUUUUCUCUCUGUCACCGUGCUGGGGCGGUCUCAUCACCCUGGCCUCCUACAACAAGUUCCACAACAACCACUUCAGGGACGCCAUAAUCAUCUCGUGUGGUAAUUGUUUCACGAGUUUCUUCGCUGGCUUCGUGAUUUUCGGGAUCGUCGGUUUCAUGGCGCAUGAACUUGGGGUGAAGGUGGAAGACGUGGUGGCCCAAGGCCCCGGCCUGGCAUUCAUCGCCUACCCGGAGGCGGUGUCGCGCCUGCCCGUGUCGCCGCUCUGGUCCGUCCUCUUCUUCUCCAUGCUGCUCACGCUGGGACUGGGCACGCAGUUCACCCUGCUGGAGACAGUGAUCAGCACGGUCACUGACCUCUACCCCCACCGACUGCGUCAGCACCACACAUGGGUCCUCCUGGGCAGCUGUCUGUUUAUGUUCGGCUGUGGCCUUCCCUUGUGCAGCAGCGGUGGUCUGUACAUUCUCACUCUGCUGGACAGCUACGCGGGCACCUUCUCGGCGCUGACCGUGGGUAUGGCUGAGGUGCUGGUCGUGGCGCACAUCUACGGGGCCGACCGUCUUCUGGACGACAUCCGCACCAUGCUCGGCUACUACCCCUUCCACUACGUCUGGUGGAAGUGGUCCUGGAAGCUCGUCACGCCCGUGAUGGUGACGGGUCUGCUGCUAUUCACUUGGAUCGACCACUCGCCACUGACGUACGGCGCCUACGAGUUCCCGCUGUGGGCGACGGCGGUGGGCUGGAUCAUCUCCCUCACGUCGGUCGCCAUGAUACCGCUGGUGGCCGCCAUCAAGCUGUGCAGCAUGGACAGCAGUUUGUCGCUCAUGCAGAGGGUGCGACGCCUGACGAGUCCGGACGCCCCCUGGGGACCCGCCCUGCCUGUGCACCGCACCGAGGCCAAGAUGGCGGCCCGAGGGACCCACCACGGGUCCCAGCAGAUUUGCAACGAUUUUACCCUUGGUAGUUUCUCGGAAGAGAGUGGAGAGGACAGCAUUCCGUAUUGAUUUGUACACCUUGAGUCGCGUCAUCCCUGUCGUCGCACCUAUGGCGACAAUAUGACGACAACGACUGGCUGGAAUGCGUCGGGCACCCAGUGCUGAAUCAGCUGUUAUUGUGACGCGACAUGACAUUCACGCCGUGGUGGGCGUAGCGUCUUCCACGCCCUCAACGGCAUCACAUACACUUCUUUGGCAUGUCACGCAAAUGCCUGCGGUUGGAGAUGUUUCAUAUUUGUGGAGUGAUGCUGGAACUUUUGGAUACUUUUCCGUAACGGUAAUUGGUGAUCUGCAAUAUGGUAAAUGAUCACGGACAAGACGGUGAUAUACAGCGUGAAUCAAGACCAAGUGCAAUAGGUUCUUGUCCACGAGUGGCGGUGCUUUGUAUUGUGCACGUUUGCACAAUUGUAGGCUGUUUCAUGGUGUGGCGUAUGAAGUAAGCAUGUGUUUUGUGAGAUAUUUCAUAUGAAAGAACAGGAAAAGGAUAAGGCAGUGUUCCAGCACUGUGUCUCUGAAGAGGAGCCGCAACCCCAUCCACUGAAUGGUUAGCUCAAUCAGUGAGAUCAAUAUUGGAACCAUAGUUCCCCUAAAAUGUCGUAAAAUGCUCUCUAGAACGACGCGUGUUUCUCUACUUGUUAGAGAUUAGCACCGCAGCCCCAAGGAGUUUUUUAACUCUUCAUUUCCUCCCAUGACUAUCGUUUCAGAUGGUUCCAGUCGCUCGCUAAGCCUCAUCUCUUUAUCGUUAUGACAAGGGAAGCGUGUACCCAACGCCGUCUGGGUAUUUAUAUGCAUCAUGUCAGAAGUGAAAAUAAAUAAAUGUUGAUGAGAAUUACGUCAAAAUAAAUGAAUACUGG